AUGAGGUUGUGUUGGCAGUGCUGGGCGUGUGCCCCGCCCCCCCUCCAGCGGCCUCAAUACGCUAAAAACUACGUCCGCCUCGCUAGUGGGGGCCCCUUGGCUCCACUUCCCCGCCGGCGUCGAGGGAACCACCCCCGGUCCAUUACGAAGGGGGCCGGGCCGCUCGUGGCGCCUUUUCGGGGGCCACCAGGAUCAACUGGGACAUCGCCGCCUCCCUACGGCGCUCCCGCCCCCCCCUUACGCCGUGCCAACCCCGUGCGCCAGUGUGCACCCCAGUUCCCAGGGCUCUCCGUCGGCCCGUCGUCCACCAGGCUGCCCCCACUACGGGUCCCCGGCCCGGCCACGACACCCCCAAUGUCGGCCCCAAAGGCUGAGUUUUUCCGCCUGUAUAAACCCGCAGGGGAGCCGCAGCCGCGGGGCCGGACUAUGAUGCUCCCCCGAUAUGAACCCAAUUAA
This is a messenger RNA of Penaeus monodon (black tiger shrimp), 456 nucleotides long. RefSeq names its product proline-rich protein HaeIII subfamily 1-like. Bases 1 to 456 code for a protein of 151 amino acids. The transcript is spliced from 2 exons. The record is from RefSeq and is a predicted model, not a curated record. NCBI's taxonomy places the organism in Eukaryota, Metazoa, Arthropoda, Malacostraca, Decapoda, Penaeidae.